UUCAGCUGCAAACAAAUAUUACUUCGAAAUGUUUAUUGAUUUUAAUAAAACUCAUAUAUGUACAUUUUUGUAUAGACAAUAUAUUAUACUUGUUUGUUUCUGUUUCGCUUCUUCUAUUAAAACGGUAUAAAACUUCAAGCAAAAAAAGAAAUCAAAUUACUCCUCUACUCUUUUCUGUGAGGAAUCUAGGAAUUGUUCAAUUUUAGCUUGUUGAUCCAAUUUAAUUAAAAAAAUAUUAAAAUGUCUUUGAAAAAUCAUCGUUUUUGCUAUGAUUGCUCUUCUACAUAUUGCCCCGUGAAAUCAAGGCAAAAAUGUUCUUACUACAACUGUAAAUACAAUAGUACUGAUUCAAUGUUUAGGUUUCCAAUAUAUGAUGAAGAACGGCUUCAAACUUGGAUAAAGAAUUCAGGAAACAAAAAACUGUUGUCCUGUACAAUUUCUCAAUUGAAAACAAGAUAUAUUUGCAGUCGACAUUUCACAGAGGAUAGUAUACAUAAGGGAGCUGAACGGAAUAGACUUAUUGGACGAGCAGUGCCCAUUGAAUGUCAGGACGUACAACCUGAUGAACCUAAUGUAGAAUCUUCGCAAUCUACGAUGGCUGCCGAACAGAAAGUUUGUGGUGCUGUUAUAGAAUCUCCGACGGAUAUGCCGACAGCUACAACGGCUCCGCCGAAAGUGUAUUAUACAAAAUGUUCAUACCAAAAAUGUAAGAACACAACGGAAACACAUUCCAUGUUCAGAUUCCCCGUGAAGGAUCCAGAUAGAGCAGACGCGUGGAUUUUAAACUCUGGAAAUUGUGAAUUCGCAGCUUUGCCAAAAGAGAUUCUGUACAAACGUUUCCUAUGUACUGACCACUUCGAUUCAGAGUUGAUACAUUUUGCGGGCAGCCGCCCCCGUCUAUUGGGGGUAGCGAUACCUCAUCCCUGCUCUGAACUAGCCGGGGAAGAAGUAUCGGAAAUGCGAGAAACAUUGAAAGUGAAACCGCCCGUCAAGUGUUACGUGCCAAAGAAGAUUGUUCCGAAAUUACAGGAACAGAAUUCGACGCCUGUCUCGCACUUUAAAUUCGAAGGCUACAUGUCAACCUCGGAGCCCGAUUCUGACACUGAAGGAGGCGGAGAAUCUAGUGAAGGGAUCUCCCAUCGCGCCAUAGGAAAGAAAUCUCAGCUUGCGCAGCCGGGAUCGAGUAACCCACGCGCAACCACUGAUGUUAUGUCGACCAUGGUGGAAGACAACAUUACUGAUCCAACUCGACCGGUGAUGAGGAGGCUGGACCAGUUGCUGAUGAUGUGCAAUGGCAUGAUGAGAGACAAAAACCGCGAAAUAAUUACAUUAAGGGAACAAGUUUGUAUCUUGGAGAAAAGGAACGCAAGAUUGAAACAGUCAGUCGCUCAAUUGAAACUGCGAAUAAAGAGUCGUAAGAAUACCCCAGAACAAGAUCAAGACACUUCGACGGACAACAUAGAACAGCAGAGUAAUAGUGAGACAGAGACAAAUGUAAGAAAAAGGCAAAAAAGUAAAAUUAGUGAAGAUGAUAACUCAGAAGGUGCAAGUACUAAUCAACGAAGCACAAGACCAAGAAGAUUAGCUAAUACGAUCAAAUAUGCAGAAGAUGUAUCAGAUUCGAAUGAUGAAACCGUACCUCGUAAAAAGACAAAACGGCAACAAAAAGUUCAUAAAAAGGGAUCGAAAACCCCAGAAAAAACCACAAAGGAUCUCAAUAUAAGAAUAAAAACAGAAGUAGAUGCAGGAGAUUCAACUUCUACAAAUGCUGAAGAAUUGACAAGUAAAAAUAUUAAAGAGAAAAGACAAGUUGUUAAUGAGAGUAUUCAAAUAAAAACAGAAAUACAAGAUCCUGAAGAUUCUGAAACAAAUGUAGAAAUUUCUAGAACUGCUACUCAAGUAUUGCCAAUUAAUAAUAUGGAUGUCGAACAUAACGAAGGCUUUGCAAGCAAGAAUAUAAGCACUAUAGUUGUACCUGUAACAUUUGAUGAGAAUAUACGAAUUAAAACCGAAGUUAUAGAAGAAGAUGAUAAUCCUGAGUCACAUGCUGCACCUACUACUAAAGAUACACCAAUAUUUAUUAAUUCAUCACAGAUAAAAACAGAAGUUGAGGAGAAUGAAGCAGAAGAAGAAGAAGAAGAUGACAUAAGGUACGCAGUAGGAAUGAGAUAAUGGGUAAGAUAAUGCAAACAAGAAUAUAAAUGCGUUAAAUGUACCAGCAUGAUUUGAAGAAGAUUAAGAAUUAAAACACCAGCGUAAUGUACCAACGAAAAAAUGAAGAAGUUGAGGAAAGAGGAGAAACAAGAAGUGGUAUAGAAAGGAAGGAAUAAGUUGGAGAAUGCAAGGUUAAUGUAUCAGUGACAUUAGAAGAAAAUAUACAUAUUAAAACAGAAUUUGUGGAAGGAGAUAGUUCUGAGAUAUUUACCGUAACUAAUGCAAAAGAUGCAACCAUAUUUAAUUUGUCACGGACAAGAAAAGAAGUUGGACUAAACGAGAAAGACAAUGAAUCAAGAAAUGCGGUUUAAAUAAUACAUAGAAAUAGCAAUGCUAAUAACAAUCAAAAUAUUUUUAUUCAUGUAGAUCUAUUACAGAUUCUUAUGAUAUGUCAAAUCUACCGUCAGUUCGUAAUGAUUUCGAGAUGAGAACAACUGACAAGAAACUCAGCUCGUAAUCUUGUCAAAUAAAUGUUGUAUAUGAUUACAAUAAUAAAGAUUCAUUUUUAAAUUCAAAUUUGGGAGAAUAGAGUGGCCAUCAGUAUAUGUUACAGCAAUUUUGUAAAAAUCAAAUAGUUUAAUGUGUUCGUAACCCGAACAGACCAGUCCCCACAAACAGCACCCGUUCUCGAGUAUGACGAAUGAACUGACACACACGACAGAGAACACUUUCAACAAGUAUAAACUUUAUAGCGAACAUGACUACCUCAAGUAUAUAGAUUCAAUAUAUAUAGUAUACCAGUAGUAUUUGAUCAAGACUAUAUCUACAUACUUUCCUUAGAAACCAUCGUAGUCAAUUCCUGGGGAAUUCAUCAUGAUGAGCUAUCCGAUCAGUUCAUGUUCAUCUUAUCAUCCUCCGGCCUCUGACGGCCUUGGUGAUCAAUCACGUCACUUCGUGAUCGCGAGUUCGAUUCCUCGCACAGUACAAAGGUUUGUAUCAGUCUGGGUGUUAUCGAUAUAUGUAUAUCGGUGUAUAGCUUUUAUAUCAGUAGUCUAGUACCUAUAAUACAAGCUCUGGACUAGAUGGCGCUGUGUGAAUAGUCCUAGUUUAUUAUAAUCCUCCACUGGUGGCCAGUCAGUCUGUAUAGUUAGCGCAGGCAGUUGCAACAUUCCCGUAUACAUACAAAAAAUUAUAGAGGGAAGGAUAUUGUUAUAUAUAAGUAUUAGUGGCUUCAAUACUAAUAUCAAUUUACAGUUUCUGAAAAUCAUUAAUAAAUCGUAGCGAUCUGUUUAAAUCUUUACUAGCUGUUACUCGCGACUUUGUCUGCGUUUUUACUCUAUUCAAAUAAAUAAGGUUACUAAAACAAAGUAGCCUAAAUUACUCCUUAUAACAUUAGCCAUCUGCGAGUGAAAGACCCGUCGAAAUCGGCCAAGCCAUUUCACUGAUUCGCAAGGACAAACAUAGGCAAUUUUUUUUUAAUUAAUUUUUCUAUGUAAGUACUGUAUAUACUUUUAUAUAUAUUUAGUGAAUAGUAGUUAAUUUGAAAUUACAAAUGGACACUUCAAUGUUAUUUAUUUGUUUAUAUUGGUGUCGGCGAUUGCUAUUAGCGUGGAAGUGAUCAUCCAUCAUAAUGAUCAUUAUCAUCCACAUGCGUAAUAUAUCCAACAAAAUAUUAUUCUAAUUAUAGGAUAUAU
This is a messenger RNA of Achroia grisella, 3848 nucleotides long. RefSeq lists its product as uncharacterized. Gene Ontology annotation, molecular function: sequence-specific DNA binding. The transcript has 9 exons. The record is from RefSeq and is a predicted model, not a curated record. The coding region runs from base 241 to 2172 and encodes 643 amino acids. NCBI's taxonomy places the organism in Eukaryota, Metazoa, Arthropoda, Insecta, Lepidoptera, Pyralidae.